UUGAGGUCCGCCUGGCUGCCGGUGGACUUGACGUUGCCCUCAUCCAGGAGCCGUGGAUACUCGGCAACAAAAUCUGCGGGCUUGGGGUGAAGGGCUUUAAGCUAAUUGCCGCACAAAAUGCAGCUAAGUGACGGCGAUUUGGUAGCGGCAAGCAUAGAACUGGAUAAAACCAGCUUCUGGGUAGCCUCUGCCUACAUGGCCCAUGACAAGGACGCACCACCAGAGGAGGUUCGGACGUUAGUCAAGGAAGCAGCCUAUAAGAAAAAACAACUGGUUGUCUCCUGCGACGCUAAUGCUCACAAUUCGAUGUGGGGGAGUACGGACACGAACGCUAGAGGUGAGUCGAUACUAGACUUCAUUCUAGGAAAUAAACUUAGUGUCUUGAAUUUAGGCUCAGAGCCGACCUUUAUAACAAAGAGUAGAGAGGAAGUUUUGGACAUAACCCUGACUUCGGACUC
Messenger RNA from Rhagoletis pomonella (apple maggot), 458 nucleotides. RefSeq lists its product as uncharacterized. Gene Ontology annotation, molecular function: catalytic activity. Lineage: Eukaryota; Metazoa; Arthropoda; Insecta; Diptera; Tephritidae. The annotation marks the transcript as partial. The transcript is spliced from 2 exons. The record is from RefSeq and is a predicted model, not a curated record.